Molecule: messenger RNA, 1912 nt
Organism: Argentina anserina (silverweed cinquefoil)
Lineage: Eukaryota; Viridiplantae; Streptophyta; Magnoliopsida; Rosales; Rosaceae
Product: cytochrome P450 89A2-like
Exons: 2
Coding region: 28-1593 (521 amino acids)
Cellular component (GO): membrane
Molecular function (GO): oxidoreductase activity, acting on paired donors, with incorporation or reduction of molecular oxygen, NAD(P)H as one donor, and incorporation of one atom of oxygen; iron ion binding; heme binding
Source: RefSeq, a predicted model, not a curated record
ACAACACUCCUCUCCAAUUCAGAAAAUAUGGGAGCCUGGCUUCUUGUACCCUUCUCCACCUUCGUCACCUUCACCCUUAAGUUCAUCAUAUUCCCCUACAAACCCUCCCAUAAACUCAACGCCCCGCUCCCUCCAGGUCCAACCACCCUUCCCAUCAUCGGCAACUUCAUAUGGCUCUUCAAACUCGCCUCCCGCGGCAUGGAUUCCAUCCUCCGUGACCUACACGCCAAAUACGGCAGCGUCGUCUCCGUCCCCGUUCCCUUCACUCACCCCGUCAUCAUGAUCGCCGACCGCUCCCUCGCACACCAAGCCCUAGUCAAGAACAGUGCCGUUUUCGCGGACCGUCCUGAAGCCCGACCAUCUAUCAAGUUCAUGACCAGCAACCAACAAGUCGCCGCCACUGCUGGCUACGGCCCCACGUGGCGCCUCAUCCGCCGGAAUCUCAUCUCCGAGGUCAUGAUUCCGUCUAAGCUUAAGGCCUAUGCCGGUACCCGGAAAUGGGCCCUAGACGACCUCGUCAACCGUCUUGGGACGGCGUCGUCAUCGGGACGUAACAUGGUGCAAGUUUUGGAUCAUUUGCGGAUGUCGGUGACGGGUUUGUUUUUGUACAUGUGUUUUGGUGAGAAGAUGGAGGAGGAGAAGGUGAGGGAAACAGUGGAUGUUCAGGGUCGGUUUCUGGCGGGUUUGGUCGGAGAGUUUAAGAUCCUCAACUUUGGAGCCGCUUGGUUUACCAAAAUUUUGUUUUAUAAACGGUGGGGUCGAUUCUUUCAGAUUCUCCAGCAGCAAAUGGAUCUCCUGCUGCCUCUGAUACAAACGCGAAAGAAGAUAAAGGAAGAGGGAAAAUGGUCGAGUAACCGAAAAGAAAAUGACAACAACAGCAAUAAUAUAGCAUUUGUUGAUACAUUAUUAGGUUUAGAGCUCCCGGAGGAGAAACGAACCUUCGAUAACGCAGAACUAGUUAACCAAUGCUCGGAUUUCGUGAUCGCCGGCUUUGACACUAUUGUUAUAACACUACAGUGGAUGAUGGCGAACGUAGUGAAACACCCACAUAUUCAAGAAAAAAUUGUCUUGGAGAUCAAAGAAGUUGUGGGAGAAGUUGAAGAAGUGAAAGAGGAUGACCUGCACAAAAUGAAGUUUCUAAAAGCGGUUGUGCUGGAAGGUCUACGACGUCAUCCUCCUGGUCAUUUUCUGCUCCCGCACUCUGUGACCGAGGACGUCAUUUUGGACGGGCGUUACGCGAUUCCAAAGGAUUGCACUGUGAAUUUUUCGCUGGCGGAGAUGGGGCGGGAUCCGAAGGUGUGGGCGGAGCCGAUGGAGUUCAAGCCGGAGAGGUUUCUGAGUGGUGAGGAGAACGUGUGUGAUAUAACGGGGAGUAAGGACAUCAAGAUGAUGCCUUUUGGGGUAGGGAGAAGGAUGUGUCCGGCUUCGAGUCUGUCAAUGGUGCUUUUGGAGUACUUUGUGGCGAAUUUGGUUUGGAAAUUUGAGUGGAGAGCUGUGGAGGGAGUUGGGGUUGAUAUGAGUGAGAAGGUGGAGACGAGUUGGGGGAUGAAGAAUCCGUUGCAGGCACAUAUCACUCCAAGGUUGAAUUACUGAUCGACAAGACAUGUCGAGUCCUCGAUCACUCUAUCCUAUUAUGCUUACUGAUCUACUGCUGUAUUAUAAAUAAUAAUGAACGUCAAUCGAAUGCGUCAUAAAAUUUGUUCAAGGUGUGAUUUACUUCCGCUGGCUGUGGUCUUCUUGCUUAAUCGGUUGAUUAGGUACGCUAAUGAUUUCAGUACACUACUACAUAUGCAUUGUGUAGACAAUGGUUUCUCGUGUAUUUGGUAAAGGUUUGUAAUUGUAUUAAACUGUUUAAGGGUUUGAAGGAACGAUCGAUGAUUCGUUUCUUAUAUAAAUUUUCAAAAGUUAGCGA